UAAUCGUUCACUCGACCGAGCCGGCCAUCUCUCUCUCAGUCACCCUUUAUACCGGCACCCGCCGGAAAAUAUCGCUCUUCACUUCCAUAAGAUCAGACGGCUCAAUAAUUAUUUACGCUGACCAACACACGAUUCAUUAAUAUUCAAUGUCAAUAGCUUAGCCUCUGGUUUUCUCUCAGUCAUUUCAUCGAACACCUUCACUGACACCAAUUCCGCUCCCUCUACAGCAAAAUUGUAUACCAAAAACGAUGCUUCGAAGGUCAAUUUUGGAACUAUCCUCUCGUCGGUCAGUUUGGAGAAUCCCAAGGCGAGAUACAUCUCAGCCGCUACCUUCAUUACUUUCUAUAAGGAACGAGUUUUCAACCUCAUCUCAGCAGAAUGCAAAUCCUAAACCUGGUUCUAGUGGCAAACAGCCCAAAUUAAAUAAUUAUUUGCCUAUUAUCUUUGGAGUUGCUUUUGUUGGUGGUGUUUACUCAGCGUAUGAAUUGGGUUAUUUAGACCAGUUUAUUGGUAGAAAGGAGAAAAAUUCAGUUAAAGUUGGAAGUGAUUUUAAAGAUGAAAAGGAAACCAAGUUAUUGGAAGAGCAACUGCCUUCAACCACUAGUGAAGAGCCUGUAAAAUUAAGUCACGAAGCAGAUCAGACUGUUCAAAAGGUUGAAACUCAGAUAGACCUCCCUCAUUUUGAAGGUCAGCAGAAGGUUGAAGCUCCUAUUGAUAUUCCCCAUGUUGAAACUAAGCAGAAGGCUGAAAUUCAUGAUGAUAUUUCUCAUGUUGAGGCUGAGAAGAGGGUUGAAUUACAGUCAGAUGUUCAUCCUCAUGAAGCGCCGAGUGAAACAAAAACGCCUUACAUUCAAGAAAAAUCUGUUGUGCCAAAAGAAGAUGACUCAAUUGCUGUUCAGCAUGAACAACAACCAGAAAUUUCCCAAACAUCAAAAUCUACUGGAGAAACAAGUGAGGGAGUUCAUGUUUCUGAAAUACAAAAUCAGGUGAAUGUUGCUGCUGAUAAAUAUAACAUGGAAGCAGUGGCAUCUCAGCAACUUGCCACAGACAGUAGUUCAAAGUCUACAGUUGGCGAUGCUGUGGAAGAUACAAGUUUACUCGAGUCUUAUCAUCUCAAGGAUAGGAAUGAAGAAAGCACCGCAACAGAGAUCCUUGAAGAACAGGCUGAUGGUUCCAUAGGGGAAUUGAAUGAUGGUUAUGUUACAGAUGAUGGAAAAUUGGUUAUGAGUUUUCUUCAAGCAAUUCAUGCUGCUGAAAAGAGGCAAGCAGAGUUGGAUGCCCGUGCCUUUGCUGAUGAGAAAAGAGCGAUAAAAGAGAAGUAUGAAAAGGAAUUAAGAGACGCAAGGGCUAGGGAACUCAUGCGUGCAGAAGAGGCUGCAAUGCUUGAUAAGGAAAUAAAAAGAGAGAGAGCAAAAGCAGCAGCUGCCAUCAGAACACUCCAAGAAAAAAUGGAAGAAAAACUUAAGAUAGAACUUGAACAGAAGGAAAGUGAAGCAGAAACGACUUUGAAAAAGCUUCAGGAGCUAGCCAAAGCAGAAUUGACUGCUGCAGUUGCUAGUGAGAAGGCUGCACAGAUUGAAAAAAUGGCUGAAGCUAAUCUCAAUAUUAAUGCCUUGUGUAUGGCAUUCUACGCUCGUUCUGAAGAGGCUCGCCAGAUUCAUUCUGUUCACAAGCUUGCUUUGGGAGCACUCGCUUUAGAAGAUGCACUCUCCAAAGGCCUUCCAAUUCAGCAAGAGCUUGAUGCUUUAAACACCUAUCUAGAAGGCAUUGAUAAAGAUUCUCUUAUUCAUUUGGUCUUAUCAACCCUCCCCGAAGAAACUCGGUCCAAUGGCACAGAUACCCUGUUGCAGUUAAACCAAAAGUUCAAUGCCUUGAAAGGGACGUUGCGGCACUACAUUCUAAUCCCACCUGGUGGUGGUGGCAUAUUGGCACAUGCUACGGCACACAUUGCUUCCUGGUUGAGGUUGAAAGAAGUCGACCCAUCUGGCGAUGGCAUUGAAUCUGUCAUUAGUAGAGUUGAGAGUUUCUUAGCAGACGGAAAGCUUGCUGAAGCAGCUAAUGCUCUUCAAGAAGGACUAAGAGGCAGCGAGGCAGAGGGAAUAGCAGGCGAUUGGGUGAGACAAGCAAAGAAUAGAGCUAUUACAGAACAAGCUUUAACUGUACUUCAGUCAUAUGCUGCCUGCAUCAGCCUUACACAAUAAUAAUGUCAGCAUCAUCGAUUUAGCAUUACAAGCAAAACUGAUUUUCAAGCUUGAGGUAUUUCUUUUUUGUGAUAAAAUUACCCACACAGAAAUGAUGACAAUGAGUUUCAUUCUGCCACACCAAAUUACUAGAGUUCUGCAAGAGUUAUCGACUCAUGACGCCAAAAAAUUGUGUACAUUUUGCAUACCUCCAUGAAUAAAUUUUUGUUUCGUGAGGCUCA
This is a messenger RNA of Mercurialis annua (annual mercury), 2422 nucleotides long. Its product is annotated as MICOS complex subunit MIC60, mitochondrial. The transcript is spliced from 12 exons. NCBI's taxonomy places the organism in Eukaryota, Viridiplantae, Streptophyta, Magnoliopsida, Malpighiales, Euphorbiaceae. The coding region runs from base 249 to 2201 and encodes 650 amino acids. Gene Ontology annotation, biological process: cristae formation. Gene Ontology annotation, cellular component: MICOS complex. The record is from RefSeq and is a predicted model, not a curated record.